UAUCAUUUGUCCUCUAAAUUUCUCUUUUCUUCUGUUCUGUCCUGUUCUUUCUUCACUUCCCUCUCUCUCUCUCUCCAAGCUAAAAAGCACCUCACGAGACCUCACUAGAAAGAUCUUCCUCUUAUUCUCUUCUCUCUCUUUCCAGUCGACAUUGCAAAGCAGAUGCAGAUUCAUUGAACCCCUGUGUUCUCGGCAAAACGAUUGCAGGAUAUGAAAGGAAUCGAUCUCUUCUGUUCCUCUCCAGCUUCAACCGCCAUAUGUGCAAGCAUGGAUCAACGGUCCAUGGUUCGUCAUGGAGGUCGAGCCAUCGAUCGCCACAAUCCUCAUCUUAUAGACGGAAGAAGAAGCACAAGCCUCCUUCCCUAUUCAUCUCAGACCCAGCCACCCUCGAAGCCUAAACCUUACCUUCAUCAAAAGAGUAGGAAGAGUUCUGCUACGCCCACUGAUCUCAACACCCCUCAGGGUUCCUCCAGAUAUCUCUUGAGUCAUGACUCCUCCGCUUUCUUCGACGUCUUGUCGGAUUUCGAUCCGCCCAGGGAAUUGGUUCUAGUCCAACGACCAAGCAAGACUCAGGCUGUAAACACUGAUCAGCCUCCUGCUUUCAAACAAUCUUCUUCAAUUGGCUCUCAUAACCAGGUUGUGGUUUUGAGGGUGUCAUUGCACUGCAAGGGCUGUGAAGGGAAAGUGAGAAAACACAUCUCCAAAAUGGAAGGGGUGACAUCAUUCAACAUAGAUUUCGCGGCGAAGAAGGUGACUGUGGUCGGGGAUGUGACGCCGUUGGGAGUGCUCGCCAGUGUCUCGAGGGUGAAGAAGGCACAACUGUGGCCGUCGUCUUCGUCGCUUGGCCCGAGUUAUUGUGAAAAACAGAGGAGGGAAAGCUGAGAAUAUGAAAGUUACAUUGGAGACCGUGUGUCUUUGAAAUCAAAGGAUCAUUAUUUCUUUAAUCUGCUACAAUCUGGUUGUAAUCUAAUAUUGUCGUUGUCGUGGUCGUGGUAUCCGGAGCCAAAUUCUUGUCGCUGAAAAGAGAUCUAAGAGUAGUGAGCGGAAGAAGAGUGGGAAAAGAAGAUAGUGAGUUCUCUCAUGCUCUGUUCUCAUGAUUUCUUUUUUCUUGGAAGAAAGAAACAAUUAUGUCUUUUGGGUUUUCUAAACUGUCUAUGUUGUCCUAUUUCCAUGCAAUUUUUUUUCUUACUCUGCUGAUCCAAUUAAUACAAGAGAUGAGAACAUUUUGAUUUUUC
Molecule: messenger RNA, 1235 nt
Organism: Nelumbo nucifera (sacred lotus)
Lineage: Eukaryota; Viridiplantae; Streptophyta; Magnoliopsida; Proteales; Nelumbonaceae
Product: protein SODIUM POTASSIUM ROOT DEFECTIVE 2-like
Molecular function (GO): metal ion binding
Source: RefSeq, a predicted model, not a curated record